AUGUUCUUAAAACGUGAAGCUCCUCAAAGUGCAAACAAAUUCAACUCAAACAAGUAAUAUCAAUAAUCUAUCUAAUCAAGAAAGGAUAUCCGUUAACAAGUUCCUUCUUUUGAUAAUCUCUAGGCUAGAAUCAGAGACUUCUCUUAUUCUCGUCUAUCUAAUGUUGUUGCUACUCAACCAUAAAGAAAUGAACCUACUUAUUCACCUUAUAAAGCAUAAGGACUUUAAUAGAAGUAUUAUUAUACUUAUAUUCAGAAUUACUGAUACUUUAGGACCACGUACUAAAUCAUUCAAUAGUGGAAAUAAGUGGAGAGAAUCAUUCCAAUCUCCAUCUAUUUCUUCAUAAUCACCUUUUAAAUUUGUACAAUCACCCCCUUAAAUCAAAUACAGUAUUGAAAGUGAAUCAUAUACCAAACCUUAAUCUGAUUCAUUCAAAUAUGAUUCCUUUCGUACUUCAUCUGAAUAUAUUAAAAAAAAAUAAGGACGUAAUCUAGCUGAUGUUGUUUAAUUGAAUGAAAUUGUUGCUCUUAGAAAUAAAAUUGAAUCAUCCUAUGUCAGCAGAAAUUCAUUGACUUCAACUUAUGUGAGUGAAUUAGUUAAGUUAGCAUAAGCAAUAACUACUUCAUUAAAAAAUGAAUGA
Paramecium sonneborni is the source of this 640-nucleotide messenger RNA. The record is from the annotation of a GenBank genome assembly. NCBI's taxonomy places the organism in Eukaryota, Ciliophora, Oligohymenophorea, Peniculida, Parameciidae.